Molecule: messenger RNA, 1620 nt
Organism: Exophiala bonariae
Lineage: Eukaryota; Fungi; Ascomycota; Eurotiomycetes; Chaetothyriales; Herpotrichiellaceae
Exons: 2
Coding region: 1-1620 (539 amino acids)
Biological process (GO): amino acid metabolic process
Cellular component (GO): cytoplasm
Molecular function (GO): pyridoxal phosphate binding; carboxy-lyase activity
Source: RefSeq, a predicted model, not a curated record
AUGGACGCAAAUGAGUUCAGAAAAGCAGCCCAUGCGGCAAUAGAAGAGAUCAUCGCAUAUAACGAGAACAUCGAAAAAUAUCCAGUCCUCCCAACCAUCAAGCCUGGCUUCCUGGCACCACAACUCCCGACUUCAGCGCCCGAGCAGCCACAACCAUGGUCAUCAAUCCAACCAGACAUCGCCUCAAAAAUUGUGCCGGGCCUCACUCACUGGCAAUCACCCAACUUCAUGGCUUUCUUCCCCGCGGGUGUGACAUAUCCCAGCAUGUUGGGUGAGAUGUACUCGGCGGCCUUUACGGCCCCCGCUUUCAACUGGUUGUGCUCGCCAGCAUGCACGGAACUGGAAACGGUGGUGAUGGACUGGCUCGCCCAGGCUUUUGACUUGCCCAAAGAAUUCCUUAGCACUAGCGCCAACGGUGGUGGUGGGACGAUACAAGGCUCUGCGUCUGAGGCGAUUGUGACUUGUAUGGUUGCAGCCCGUGAGCGGUAUUUACAUGCCAAGUGUGACGCUGAAGGCCUUGCGCCGGAAUCGAAGGAAAGGGAAGAUCGCAUCACCUCUCUCCGUCCCCGACUUGUGGCUUUAAGUUCCGAUCAAGCGCAUAGCUCGACGCAAAAGGGUGCUCUGAUAGCUGGAACGCGAUAUCGAUCGAUCCCCACGAAAUUAGAGAAUGAUCUGUCCUUGGCGACAUCGGACCUUGAGGCCACACUCAAGCAGUGUGAGGAGGACGGAUUGGAACCUUACUACAUCACAUUGACGCUCGGCACGACGUCGACUUGCGCAGUCGAUGACUUCGCAGCGCUCAAAGAGGUCCUGAGGAAGGCUCAUCCUAAUGUCUGGGUCCACGUGGAUGCUGCAUACGCCGGUGCAGCACUUGUAUGUCCCGAGUUCUCAUCCCAGUACUCAGCGUCCAUGAUCAAUGUGGACUCGUUCAACAUGAACAUGCAUAAAUGGCUGCUCGUCAACUUCGACGCAUCAUGCCUGUUCGUCCAGAACCGAAACCACUUAACCCGAGCCCUGUCCAUCUCAGCAGCAUAUUACGUCAACAAGCACAGCGACAGCGGCCUUGUGACAGACUACCGCGACUGGCAGAUCCCACUUGGCAGACGAUUCCGCGCCCUCAAGAUAUGGUUCGUGAUGCGCAGCUAUGGCAUCACCGGGCUUCAGGCACAUAUCCGCAAGAGCGUGGCAAUCGGUGAGGUUUUCGCGGACCUGGUGCGCUCGCGAAGUGAUCUCUUCGAGAUUGUCGCUCCACCACGGUUCGCCUUGACUACCUUCCGGGUCAAACCUGACGUCGUGGCCGCAGCGCUAGAGGGCGUGGACAGCACGAGCAAUACAGGAGGAGACUUCGCACCGGUCGCAUCGGCGGCGCAACAGAGGGAGCAGCACGCGAAUGAAAUCACGACAUCAAUUGGCGAUUUGAUCAACGAGCGGGGCGAGAUCUUCUUGACCUGCUCGAGUACAGCGGGCAAGUCGUUCAUUCGGGUCGUCAGUGGCAAUCCGAAUGCUGAGGAGAAGAAUAUAAGGGCGGCUUUUGAUAUUAUCGUGCGGACAACAGAGGAAGUCCUUGCAAAUAAGAGGAGCGGAAAGACCAAGCUGGUCCAGAAUGGGCAUGCGAAAUAA